GCAGGGAGAAAAAUCAAAACCCCAAAAUAUUGUUUUAAAAAGUUACUGCUAACUGUUUCAAAUCUUGGUUGAUUUCAUAUCCAAUCUAUAUACGAUAAGGAUAUCUUUUCAAUUGUCGUGUGAUUUUGAGCCGUAAGCUACCCCAAAGAUUAAUAAAAUCAGUCUUCUUGUUGAAUUUCAAAAUACGGCAUCGCUGUAUAGAUAUUGGAUAUUGGGGAUAAAUCCCUUCUAAUUCCAAAUACUUCAAUGAGAGAAAAGCAACAUUUGGCGUUAAAGUAAUAUCGUAAUCAAUUUGAGAGCCUUCUGGUAUUCCGUACAUAACUGAAAGGCUGCCAUAAACAGAUAAAGAAACAGAGAUAUCUGAGAGUUUAUCGACCAGCAGAACGUAAUCGAAAAUGAAGGGGGAAAGUUGUCCUUGGAAAAAGCAUAGGAAACGAGUCGAAUCUUUACUCUGUUUUGACCUCACCAACAAAGAACGACGUAAUAUUGCAGACGCUGGCUAUUUCUACCCAGGGGAUGGAGACGUGUUGGAGUGUAUAUACAAGAAGGAAAACGUUCCCACAGAUCGGCUUACAAGAGGAUGGCAUAUCUUCGAGGAUUCCCAGCACAUGAAAGAUUUUAAGGCAAAGCAGAAAACUGGAUAUGCCACAGAGGUACAUAACAUUACUGAACAGGACUGCAGUGUGGGAUCUAAUUUUGUUAACGACGACGUCUCUACAUGUGCCACACUCCAAGUUGAAGAACCGUUGGAUAUCAAUAGUCAGGAUCCUGACUGUCUGAAGACCACCGGAGCAUCUCCUUGGGGUGAUAAGGAAAAUGUCGAUUUUGUGUGUCAUGAUGGAAAGGGCUGUUUUGAGGAUGAGGAAAAAUACCAUCAAGAAAAAAUUCUAGAUACAUCUUUUGCGGAUUCUGAUGAGGCGAAAACAUUAAAAAGUCAAAAGGAAGAAUGGAAAUUCUUGGAAUCGCCGUCUGAAAGCAUCCCCAGUAAACAAGGUGUUCUCACUGGUAGGCACAUAGAGAUUGAAGUUAAGAAAUGCGGUGGGAAAAUGCAAGGAAAAUGUGGCAACGAGAUGGCGAAUUCGUCGAAAUGGGAAAACAAAAGUAAUUUCAGGGGAAAACACAGGAAUAAAGGAAUCAAGGAUUUCUGUCGUGAUGUCUUCUGCAAGAGAAAUCUGAUAGAUCUCAUCAGCAUUGGAUGUUGCAUUAGAGAUGUUUCCACUGGGAUUAAACCUAAUGCAACGACGUUUGUCAUUUUUCUCCUAUUAGCAGUACAGAUUACUGAUGUUAAUUCAAAUGAUGUAUGCUUGAUCAAACAAAAGCAAAGCAUAAAUGAUGUGGAAUCAUGCCCAAAAACUGUAGAAGAAUGGAAUAAAAGAGCUAAAGAAAAGAGAUGCGACGUGGUAUCAUCAUUUUGUUCCAAUGAUUCAAAAGUGGAGUAUCACUGUGUUUUGAAUCCUCAAGAAGAUGGUUUGAUGGAAGUGUGUGCAGAUAUAUGGUACAGUGCCGGCUUCUGCAUAGAAUGGAAUGAAAAUGGACUACAGGACAACUAUGAUUUGGAUUGUAAAAACUACAGCACACCAUGUCCCGGGUUUUAUGUUUCAAACAUGACGUACAAAUAUCAAGAGUGUUAUGGGAUUUAUGCAACCACUCCAAAUAAUACAGGUGACGGUGGGUCAUCCAGUGUACAACUGAUCAUAGGCAUUACAAUUUCUAUCGUCGUUGGAAUAUGUUUUGGCAUUAUGAUUCGACUUAUAUGGCGUAGGAAACAAGCAAGACACACGGAGAUGGAAAAAAGACUCGAUCAAAAUGAAAAUCAGACGCUGACGGGGCACGGAACUGCAAAAUUUGAUGAGGUGUAGAUGCCGGUUUUCAAUCGGAUAUAAUUGAAGUAGUAGACAGCGAAUGCAUUGUCCAUAACUUAUGCCUUUUAAAAAAUAUAAAGAACUUUACAAUGCACAUUGACAAUGUCGCAAUCAUGCUUCAAUAGGUGCAAAUGCAAACGGUGUGCAUCACCUCUCGAUCAGGAAACGGUGCCAUGAAACAAAAUCGUAUUCAUUACUAUAAUCAUUUUUAACAAGGAAACCUGGUGAAUAUCACGUUUAUCAGCAAUGUAUUUCAUCAGGAUCUUAUCUAACCGGAAUUACUCCGAUAUAUCCCUCCAGAUAAUUAGCCCAGUGAAGGAUUGUAAAGUUUACAGUCUAACUAGAUCGACUAGCAUAAUUGUUUACAUUCUAAUACAAGAGCUCAAUAGUAAGUAAAAUCAUUUGAGCAAUAUUUUGUUUACUAGCUAUAAAAAACCAAACAAUAUGAACUUUAAUAAUCGUUUAUUUGUCAAAUCAUGCUUAAAAUUCAAAGUUCUAAACAAUUUAGCCCUAUAUCUUUAUAUUUCUUCGCAAUUUCUACUUAAAUGACAAUAUUGGGAAUUGAACAUAAUAAUAUAACACUACCAUUGGGAAUAUGAACUUUCUCAAUUUCUUGCAUUAUUUUCACAACGAUAAAACAUACGUGAAAUCUGAAAUUAGAGAACUAACACUGGUAGAAAAUAUGCUUUUGUCAUUAAUGUUUUCCAUUCGUAAAUAUAACGUUACAUAUAUGUAUAAUAUGUGUAUAUUUGAGGUGGUUUUUGAUAAUUUUCUGUAUAUAUAUACAAUAUUUCAUUUCACAUAUGAAUAUACUUGUACAUAUUGAAUAUAGCUGCAAUAAUGUAGCCCUCUCCAAUUUGUUUUAUUCUGACGUUUUCAGGAUAGGACUACAAUUCCAUAGGAUCUUCGUAAUGGUGCAAAAUAUUUUUAUCAAUAACCUGUAAUGAACUUCGUGUACUUGUCUCCAAUGUUGUUUACACCAAAAAAAGUAUCGACUUUGCGCUUGGACAUGUCAAAUAAAGGUGUUUUUCAUUAAAUAUAAUUUACAACAUGCAAAAUUCUUCGUCCACUCCGCCAUGCUUGUUAUCGCGAGAUCUCGUAGGUGGAUCUACUGAAAAACCACCACAUUGACAAUCAGCGCGAAAAUGUAGUUACUCGAGCCAUUCCGACAAAGAAAGUUUUUUUUUAACUUGAUGCUACAUUUAAACCUUUUCAAUACCGACGAAAUUGCUUUCUCCUUCGUUCUCUUACAUUGAUGUUACAUUCAAGUUAUAUGGCAUAUGCAAAUAACUUGACUAUCGGAAGUUGAGUACAACAAACAUGGCGCACAGAUAUGAAACGAGAAAUUGGAAUACAUGUACAUGUAUAUAGAAAAUGUUGAAAACAGUAGAAUAGAGUCUCACAAUUCGUAAGUUACAGGUUGUAAAUCUAUAUUUUGACUAAGAAACAUAUAAUAUCAUUUUAUUUACGUAAAGAAAGUCAGCAAAUGUUUAGCAUGAUCGAAAAGGUUGCGGGAGUGAUUCACUCCCGCAUUUGCACCAUUACGGAGAUCCUAAGGAUCCCCAAAAAAUCGGAGAGGGCUACAUAAUUGCAGCUAAUUGCAUAAGAUUUGGCGACAGAAUAAGUUUGUCUCAGCCAUCUCCCAGUGUGUUAAAUUUGUUAUACACUGUAUAUACAUUUUCAUGUUUUGCCUUUGCUAUCUUUACCAAUUGUACUUAUAACCAUUUCCUCGUGAAUGCAAUGCAGUUGUUAACAAUGUGCGUAUGGAUCUUGAUAAAUAUAGUACAUCUAUGUCUAUAUCGGUUAGGGAAUGAUUCCGACAGAAAUAUUAGUAGAAUGUAUAUAUAAAAAAUAAAUUUCAUUUUUCAAAAUACGUUAGGAUAUGAGCUGCAACACUUCAUAUUAUGCAUGAAAUCACAACGAAAUCACAGCGAAAUUUGGACUCUAGAAUACCUUAUUUGCAAACAAAACACCUUUUUUUAUCAUUCCGGGAUAAAUCGCAAAACAAUCAUAUAAAAUACUUCAGAGCUUGUAUCACUUUUUCGAUGGUGAAAUUGCACUUCUUAAGAGAUGUUUUAACGAGCCAUUAAAUAAAAAGUGUGUGUAAUGAGCUACCUUAAUAUUUGUGCAUACCGAAUAUCAGGUAAUUAUUGGAAAUCUGAAUGAUUCAUAAGUUUUCCUCACAACAUUAUUUGAAAUUUUGGCGCUAAACAUUCAACGCAAAUAUAGUUAGCUGUAAUCUAAGGUAUACAUGCCGGAUCAAUCCAAUAUUAUCAAAGGAAUAAUGUUUAAGUAUGUAUCUUAUUUUUAUAAAGCAUUAUCAAUUAUACACUUUAAGCAAAUCAUACUAUUUAACUCUAGCAUUUAAACUUUUUCUUAUUCAUUCAUUAUAACUCCCCAUUUCGAAAUACUCAUGAUCAAGGGACGUCAUAAGCUUAAUCAAUUAUAUGGCGACGUGAAAGCGUGUUCACGGAACACCUUCAGCGAUCACAAAAGACAGUAAGACAGGGGAAGGGGUGGGGAGGACCAAUUUGAGCAAUGGACGUGUGAAGGGGAGUUAACAUAAGUUCAAACAUGAGAUCAUUGGUGCGAUUAAAUAUAGUAAACGAAAUCCUAAGUGAUGUUUCUGAUGAUACUUUUCCUGCGCCAUUGAUCAAUGCUUCACUCAUAAAUACGCAACAUGAAAAAAAAUACUGUUUAAUACGGCACAAAUAUCUUUAAUGGAAAUGUUGUCUCUCGUAUUAUGGUGAAUAACCCUAAUCCGAAAAUAAAACCAAACGGACAUUGCACCAAAUCUACCGGUUAUGUAUAGUGUGUAAAUCAAAUCUGGGUGUGUGUGAUACAUUUGUAGUGAAUACAUUAGUCUGUAGUAAACAUUUUAAACCUUAACUUUCUCUUGUAUGUAUUGGCAUCAGAACUAGAAAACACAAAUACAUUCAAAUUAUAGCAUUCUUAAAAAUGUAUGAUAUAUUAAACUUGCAUUCAACUCUUGUGCAUGUACAAUAUCUACUAUCACUACAAGGUGGCGAGGAAAUACUGUAGUCAGAGAAAUAAAUCAUUAUACAUGUA
This is a messenger RNA of Ostrea edulis (European flat oyster), 4931 nucleotides long. RefSeq lists its product as uncharacterized. Bases 396 to 1859 code for a protein of 487 amino acids. NCBI's taxonomy places the organism in Eukaryota, Metazoa, Mollusca, Bivalvia, Ostreida, Ostreidae. The transcript is spliced from 16 exons. The record is from RefSeq and is a predicted model, not a curated record.